Fusarium tjaetaba is the source of this 1548-nucleotide messenger RNA. Its product is annotated as transcriptional regulatory moc3. Gene Ontology annotation, molecular function: zinc ion binding; DNA-binding transcription factor activity, RNA polymerase II-specific. Gene Ontology annotation, biological process: regulation of DNA-templated transcription. Lineage: Eukaryota; Fungi; Ascomycota; Sordariomycetes; Hypocreales; Nectriaceae. The transcript has a single exon. The coding region runs from base 1 to 1548 and encodes 515 amino acids. The record is from RefSeq and is a predicted model, not a curated record.
AUGCCAAGGAAACGAAGAGUCAAAUGCGAUGAGACUAAACCAUCCUGUCGACGCUGCCUCUUCUCCAAGGUUUCAUGCCUUGGAUACCCCAUUGGCGCGCCAGCAGGUCCCUCGCUAAGGGCAGCAGAAGCGGCACUUCUAUCUAUCCGCAGUCCCUCGCGCAGCCCGACCUCUUCUCUAGAUCGCUAUUCCUAUCUUACCUGCACAGUUCUCAGUCAAGGGCCACGUCGCGCAAAAAGUGACUCUGAGAUUUCAUUCUGGAGCUAUGCUGUCCCCCAGAUGAUCCACACAAUACCAGCUGUGCAAGCUGCUGCGGCUGCAUUCGGCGCUUCGUACAAUGAGCAUAUGCUCAGAUCUCGGGAAGAAAUGGCAACAACACGACAUUACCAUCAAGCGCUGAGGCUAGUGCAAAAUGAGGUUUUAGAUCUUCGGAAUGGUGCUUUGCCCUGUAUGCUCGCAUGCCUACUCAUGGCCUUCACUGAAACUCUGCAGCAGCGAAGUGACAGGGGAUACAUGCAUCUUCAAGGCGCUUUGGCAGUGAUGGGCGCCCGAGGGAACAAUGGCGCGAAGCCUUCGAUUGAUGAUGAUGGACUAGCGAUUUUAUUCGAGAAGCUCAAUCUCCAUUCGGUGACCUAUGCUACGAGUCUAGACAUACCGUUGACUGGUGAAUCCAACAGACUAAGCAUGGCUUUAAUGUCUCCAGAUCGAGCAUUGUACUCCAUACUACACGCCAGCUACCGUUUUAUCUCAUCAGCAUUCCCUUGCAAAUACGCUCACCCUGCUCAAAUUCCGUCCGAUCUGUUGAUUGAGCAGGGGAGAUGUCGUGGGAACCUGCAACAGUGGUUAUCAUCCAACCAACUAAACCCCCAAUACAGCGUCUUGGACCCGCGGAACGAACAAAUACUUGUCCUUCGGAUGCAGUGCUACACCGCACUCAUAUACGUCUCCAACGCUCUCCAACCUUUCGAAACAGCAUAUGACAACUACGCUCUCGAGUUCCAAGAGAUCAUCGCAUCGGCCAAAGCAGUUCUCGACAUCAGAUCGAGCGACAAGUCUUCAAAUCCCUUGCCGCUAUUUACACCAGAGAUGGGUAUCAUCCAGCCUCUCUUUUUCGCGACGCUCAAGUACAGGAACUCCUUCUGGCGAAAAAAAGGAUUGGAUCUGCUUCGGAAGAGUGGAAGAGAAGGUCCAUGGUGCGGAGCCAUCGAAGCCCAGAUACUUGAGGUCGUGAUCGCAGCUGAAGAGAACACAUUGAACAACUUGUCAUCCACCCUCAACGAAAUGCAAGGAAGCAUGCAAUCUAUAGAUGUUCCUGGGCAUCAGAGGGUUCAUCUAUGUCUAGUACAAGAUUACCUUGACAGACGAUACGAAAGCAUCACUCUCGACAAAGGCGCAGGAAGUCCAGCUCGCUUCGCAAAAGUGCAGCUAUGCAAGUGUCGAGAUUUAGAAGGUAUGCUAAGCGAUGAGACUAGAGGUCCACGAAAGAACUUUUGGGCGGAUGAGAGAUAUUGGGAUACAUGGCAUAAGAAUGUACCUCUACCAGAAUAG